AUGCAGCGUUGUAGUAUGAGCUCCAGAGUACCAGCAGCGAAUGGGCUGUACGCCCACAGCCCAGACGAGAACAUCUGGCGCCGCGCUACACCGAGCAAUUGGGCACCACACAGCGCGACUACGCACCAAGACUCCGCCAACCAGGGCAUGUACCUGAGACCAAACCAAUAUACGGCGACGAAGCCACGUCAGCCAACCCUGGAAGACAUCUUCUACGGCCGCCUCAUGGCCAUCGAAGACAGCCUCAUGCUUGUGUCAUCCGAGCCAGUGUCCCUGGCAGGCGUCAAGGCAGAGAUGGCUAAACUCGAGAUCCAAGUCUCCGAGAAUACAGCACUGGAGUGGGCCUAUAAUCACGUAAAGGUCUCCUGCAUGCUGGCGAUCGAGCUUGAAGCCGCCGUAGCGCCAACGGUCAUCCCGUCGACACCAGCGGGUGGCACACAGCACACCGGCGCAUGGGGCGACAACGAUAUUGUGGAAACUUCCACAACAGUCGACGAGGCGGAGACUACGGCUCAACGCUCCUUGCAAAGGACCCUGGGCGACGUCACAUGGAAGGACGAAGAGGUCAUGGAGACAUCCACGACCAUCGACGAAGCGGAGCGGACGGUUGGGCGAGCCCUCCGGAGGGCCGUGGGGGACGGGCGACCGACCACCCAUCAACGGACGAGUUCUGGGAGCACGCAGAGCUCCACCAGCCUCGAGAGCCUCGCGACACGCGAUGAUGAAGACGUCGGCUUGCAAACGAGGACUAGAGCUGAUGUCGCAGCGACACAGGAAGCGGGCAUCCGUGCGACGGAAGUCGCCGUCAAGCUGGCCAACGCACUAGUUACAAUCUGGUUGGCUCGCAAUUAUUUAUGA
Fomitopsis serialis is the source of this 858-nucleotide messenger RNA. RefSeq lists its product as uncharacterized. The record is from RefSeq and is a predicted model, not a curated record. Lineage: Eukaryota; Fungi; Basidiomycota; Agaricomycetes; Polyporales; Fomitopsidaceae. Bases 1 to 858 code for a protein of 285 amino acids. The transcript has 5 exons.